AUGCUAAAUUCUAUAGCUGCCGCUUUCAAGGAGUGGGAGACUAAUCCGGACGCUUAUAAGAAAUCCCGCUAUGCCCUCAGACUAACCAUCAAACAAGAAAAGCGUCAAUACAAGAUUAAGAUUGAAUCCUACUACACCGGCUCUGACGCUCGUCGGAUGUGGCAGACUUUGAAAAAAACUAUUACGGACUACAAAGGGAAACCCAGACGCGAGCUGCCCAGUGACGCGAGCCUACCAGACGAGAUAAAUGCCUUUUAUGUUCGCUUUGAGGCAAGCAACACUGAAGCAUGCACGAGAGCACAAGCUGUUCUGGAUUACUGUGUGAUAACGCUCACGGUUGCCGAUGUGAACAAAACCUUUAAACGGAGCCUGAAAGAUAGCAAACAGGAGUUCCUCCAUGGACACACCAACAAUGUCUCCUGUGUCACUGUGUCCAAAAGCGGACGCUACAUCGCUUCUGGACAGGCUGAUCUGAUCAUCUGGGAUUAUGAGAAGAGAGCGAUCCACGCCAGACUACAGCUCCACAAAGCGAAGGUGGAGGGACUUGCCUUCUCCCCCAAUGACAAGUACCUUGUCUCCCUGGGUGGACAGGAUGAUGGAAGCAUUGUGGUGUGGAACCUUGAGAGCAAAGAGGCGAUCUGUGGGAGCCCGGCCUCUGCCCACAGUACAGGCCACUGCCUCACCAUCGAGUACACCAACCACAGCGACAACUUCUUCAUCUCCGCCGGCAAUGGCACAAUGCGUGUUUGGGAGCUAGACCUUCCAAAUAGGAAGAUCCGGCCUACGGAAUGCCAGACAGGACAACUGAAGAGGAUUGUCAACUGCAUUGAGAUCCCAGACGACGACCUUUUCUUUUACUGCGGAACCACCAGCGGUGACAUCCUGAAGGUCAACCUGAAGGCCCGCCUCCUCAACAGCUGUAGGCCAACGAAAACAGAAAUUCAGCAAGUUGACAUUUGGUACAGCGGUCCCUCUUGUCUUUUGGUGCAGGGUGUGAACACACUGAAGGUGCUGAAGUCUGGGGACAUCCUGGUGGGCUCUGGGGAUGGCAUGUUCACUUUGUGCUCAGGACCUAACUUCAUAACCAUCAAGAAGGUUCAGUUGGAGGGGGGAGUGACGUCCAUCGCUGUGAGAGGCGAGGGCCACCAGUUCUUUGCAGGAACGGAGGAGGCUCAGAUCUACCGUCUCGGCUACACAGACUUCAAGGAGGAGCUGAUCGCCACCAGUCACAACAGUGCAGUCAACGACGUGGCCUUCCCUUUUGGCUCGUCGGAGCUGUUUGCCACGUGUUCCCAGGAUGACAUCAGAGUGUGGCACGCCGAGACCUCCAAGGAGCUGCUGCGGCUCUCCGUCCCCAACAUGAGCUGCAACGCCCUGGACUUCAUGAUCAACGGACACAGCAUCAUCAGUGCCUGGAACGAUGGGAAGAUCCGUGUGUUUGCCCCAGAGACUGGCAGAGCCAUGCUGGUCAACCACAAUGCCCACAGCAUGGGCGUGACUGCCAUCACUGGCACCAGGGACUGCAAGAGGAUCAUUAGUGGAGGAGGAGAGGGACAGGUGCGUGUGUGGGAGAUCCUCCAGGGCUAUCCCUGGCUAAUUGAGACCAUGAAGGAGCACAAAGUCACCAUCACCAGCAUCAAGAUCAAGAGCAACGACAAGGAGUGUGUCACCGCCAGCUCGGGCGGGGCCUGCAUCAUCUGGGACUUGGAGAAUCAGAUGGUCCUGGCCAACACUCUGUUCAGCAGUGUGUGUUACCACCCCGAGGAGUACGAGAUCAUCACCAGUGGCACCGACAGAAAGAUUGGUUACUGGGAGGUGUAUGACGGCUCAGCCAUCAGAGAACUGGAGGGCUCCCUUUCAGGAGCCAUCAAUGGCAUGCACAUCUCACAGGAUGGGCAGCACCUUGUCACUGGUGGAGACGAGAAGUUGGUGAAAGUGUGGGACUACUCAGAGGGCGAGUUGACCCACGUAGGCAUCGGCCACAGCGGCAGCAUCACCAGCGUCAAGAUCUCCACCAACAACAGGAGCAUGGUGAGCGCCAGUGUUGAUGGGGCCGUGCUCCGGUGGAGGUACCCCCACCCCUCCUCUCCCUAGAGCGCCUUCCGGAGGCCAGGAGAACAGAGAGUCAAAAAACCCAUGACCAUAUGGCCUUUGACCCACACACCCUACAAACUUUUUACUUUUGAACUUUACCCUGCCCAGUCCCAAUACACACCUGUCCCCACACCAAACAACUCUGAAGAACUCAUGAACACUGAACAUGCCCUUAACUCAUGAACAUCCCCUUAGUGCUAUCAUAGAGCAAAUGUUUCAUUCAUUCAUGAAAAUAAAUGGAUAUAAUUUUUA
Messenger RNA from Oncorhynchus nerka (sockeye salmon), 2346 nucleotides. RefSeq names its product cilia- and flagella-associated protein 52-like. Gene Ontology annotation, molecular function: protein binding. The record is from RefSeq and is a predicted model, not a curated record. The transcript is spliced from 14 exons. Lineage: Eukaryota; Metazoa; Chordata; Actinopteri; Salmoniformes; Salmonidae. Bases 1 to 2094 code for a protein of 697 amino acids.